Molecule: messenger RNA, 888 nt
Organism: Limanda limanda (common dab)
Lineage: Eukaryota; Metazoa; Chordata; Actinopteri; Pleuronectiformes; Pleuronectidae
Product: testis-expressed protein 26-like
Exons: 7
Coding region: 1-888 (295 amino acids)
Cellular component (GO): cytoplasm
Source: RefSeq, a predicted model, not a curated record
AUGGCAGCCAAAGAGGUGGAACAGUGGUGGGAUCCGUAUGAAACGUGUCACAGGAGACAGUUCGUCUUCAGGCCAGACUCGGCUGCAGAGGUGCUUCUGUGCCCGAUGUCAACAUCAUCUAUGGAGUCUAGUUCACGGUCUGGACCUUUUGGUUCAACCGUGUACCAUAAGGACUUUAGCUGGAAGGCAGCCUGUAGACCUGAGUGCAUUCACACAGGACAGAGGAGAAACAACCCACAUCCCAGUCAGUCUUUCCUGACGUGGAGGCUGCCUAGGGACGCUACACACAACCCAGAGUAUGUCCGGUUGCCUUGGAAAUGUCCCCCAUCUGAGGGGGAGAUCCACCAGGCCUUGACAGCACUGUACCACUCCACCUACAGAUGUGACUUCACGGGUGGGCCUCAAGGAUGUGAUCUCAUUAAUAAUGCAGAGAGACGACCCGCACCUCUGCAGAUCCGGCGUCACGUGACACGCUUCCCCGACACUGAGAUGAGGGACAAUUAUCGUCAGCCGAAGCCGAAACCCGAACUGAUGGGCUACCGCUCUCGUCACAGCUGCAACACAGACCCGAACUGGACCCGCCGGGGCAUCGUUCCAACUGUUGUGCAACGGCAUGUCCACACUCAGCAGAGAGGAUCAGACCUGACGGCCUACGACAGGUUUUGUGGGAAGAGAUUCACGAAUGUGGCAUCUGUAGUAAAGUCUCUGUUGCCCCAGGAGCUGCAGCGCUUACACAGGACUUUACCUGCAGGAGGAAAGGAGGCUGUCAGAACCGUUAUGAGUAAAGAUGCUUAUCCGAACGAUGGAGAGAAGGAGAAUAAACUUCCGGCUGUUGUGCUUGAGUCCUGCUCACCUGAGCGGAUAUCAAGCUGGCCAGGACCUGGCUAA